AUGCGCAUGAUGCCGGCGGAUUCCUGGGGUGGGAAUGGGAGUGGGGGUGGUGGUGAGCAGCAUGAAGAUGAAGAUGAAGAUGGAGUUGAUGAAGUUCUCGCGGCCCAGUUUACUGCUGCUGCCGAUAUUGUUGGUGGUGGUGGUGGUGACGGUGGUGCUGCUGCUCGCCAACAGGAUAACGAGAACAAAGGUCGGUGUCAGGGUCAAUGUCAGGUUCAGGGUCAGCAAGCGAAACGCAAAUCUAAAAAAGCACACGAGAACGGCAACGGGAACCCCAACGCAGCUGGUAUACCACCACAGACACAGACACAGAGAGGUCCCAGUCAGUGUUCAUGUCCAGGUCCAGCCAACAAUCCGAACCUCCGCCCAUCAAUACGACCAUAUGUGGAUGGCCACCACCAAAGCUGCUUUUCUCCGUCUCCAAGGGAGAGAGAGUACUAUGACGAUGGCGUCGAUUUAAUUCCUCUUCGUCCACUCGGCCCUAGGGACACCACAGCAGUUCCAGUUUCAAUACCAUUCAGCACAGCCGCACGCAAACUGCAAGCGACAUUAUCACGAUCAAUUGCCUUCUUCAAGACAUUUUACCGCGACUUUCGGGCGGAAACGCGCGCCCUAGGUGGAUAUGCCGAUACAACGCUGAUGAAUCGGGCGUGGAGAAGGAAGAUACGAAAUAGUGAGGAAUAUAUUGGACCGGUGAACAACAGGCGGAGCAGACGUGGACAAAACGAACAAGAGGGAUCUUCUGGUGCUGGUGCUGCUGGUAACAACCACGGCAGCACCAACAACAGCAACGACAGCGGCAAUCAUGGCGGCAACAACAAUAAUCAUGAGAGGAUGUGGGCGGCGGCCGCUACGCAGCCUGAUCUACGUACGUUUUCGGAACUUCAACGAGAAGUCAUCGAUCGUGUGACGGCGCUGUAUCAUGCGAAAUUGCCGCAGGCGCGGAUUCUUCGUCGGCCUACUGAUAGACAUAGCCUGACGGAUUUGGAUUUGGGUUUGGGUUCAUUGGGUGAGGAGGUGGGAGACGAAGAAGGUGGCAAUCCUACAGACCGUCGGAUCCUAGAGGAGUGGAAUAUGGCUUUGACGCUAAAGAGACAUGUUCGGGAUUCCUUUGGUCGAGUUGUUCGUGCGGUCAAGGAUAUGGAUAGGAAUUAUAUGGCGGUGACGCAGGCGAUGAGGGAGUUGGAGAUGUUGCAGAGGGAUUUGGUGAUUUAUCGAAGGGGGUGGGAUGAGAGGGUGUGUUAUCAAGGGGUGUCAACGGAUGACGGUGGUGGUGGUGAAUGGGAUGGGGGUAGAGGAGAGGAUGAGCUUGGUGUCGGUGGUGGACAUGAGGAUCAGGGCGCUCCUGAGGAGGGUGGGCAGGAUGACCAGGGUGAGCAAAAGUAG
Exophiala dermatitidis NIH/UT8656 is the source of this 1386-nucleotide messenger RNA. RefSeq lists its product as uncharacterized. The transcript has a single exon. The coding region runs from base 1 to 1386 and encodes 461 amino acids. NCBI's taxonomy places the organism in Eukaryota, Fungi, Ascomycota, Eurotiomycetes, Chaetothyriales, Herpotrichiellaceae. The record is from RefSeq and is a predicted model, not a curated record.